CAUGUGUUAUAACAACAGACACCAUCUUUAUUUCAAUUAGGGCAACUGAGUGCAACCGCGAGGGCACAGACCGCCCUGGAUGGGUGUGUGUUUAAGCGUGUGUCUGGUUAAGUGUGUGUAUGCGAUUAAGUUUGUGUUUAAGUACGUGCACGUGCGCGUGCGUGCGAGGUAAACGUCACAGCUUGCCGAGAAAGCCUCCGCGAGCGCGCGCCACACUUCCUCAAUCGACGGAAUCACGGAGAGAAAAAACCGACAGGAAGAGAAAGAGCAACUUUCAUCGUGCAGUGGAAAAAAAAGAUUCAACGGAGAGUUUGCACGACGAGGAGAGGUGACCUGAGUACUCGUCAUCAUGGCUCCUUUCUUGAGGAUUGCCUUUAACUCGUAUGAGUUAGGUGUCCUGCCGCCUCUGGCUGACCCUCCUUUCUGUGCGAUCAAGAUGAAGGAAGCGUUGACGACUGAACGAGGUAAGACCUUGGUUCAGCGGAAACCCACCAUGUACCCGGCCUGGAAGUCCAGCUUUGAUGCGCACAUCUAUGAGGGCCGUGUGCUUGAGGUACUGCUGAUGAAGACAGCAGAGGAGCCCUUGGCUGAGGUCACUGUUGGUGUAUCUGUCCUUGCUGAGCGCUGCAAGAAAGCCAACGGGCGUGCUGAAUUCUGGGUGGAUCUCCAUCCUUCUGGAAAAGUGAUGAUGGCAGUGCAGUAUUUUCUGGAAGAUGUGGAUACAGAGAGAAAGCAGCCUGGGAAGGAAGAAGAGGCGCCUACUCUGAACCGCAGACGAGGGGCCAUCAAGCAGGCCAAGAUCCACUUCAUAAAGAACCAUGAGUUCAUCGCCACAUUCUUCAGACAACCAACUUUCUGCUCUGUGUGCAGAGACUUUGUGUGGGGACUCAACAAGCAAGGCUAUAAAUGCAGACAAUGUAAUGCAGCCAUCCACAAGAAAUGCAUAGACAAAAUCAUUGGAAGAUGUACUGGUACUGCUGCCAACAGUCGGGAUACUGUGUUCCAGAAGGAACGCUUUAAAAUUGACAUGCCGCACCGCUUCAAGAUCAACAAUUACAUGAGUCCAACCUUCUGCGACCACUGUGGAAGCCUGCUGUGGGGUCUGGUCAAACAAGGCCUCAAAUGUGAAGAUUGUGCCAUGAAUGUCCACCACAAAUGUCAGGAUAAAGUUGCCAACCUGUGUGGUAUCAAUCAGAAACUACUAGCUGAAGCACUUACACAAGUCAGUCAGAAAUCAUCCACUCGUCGUUCAGAUCCAAACCUGCCUGCUCUACCUGAUAUUGGAAUCUAUGAUGAGGUCAACAAGCUCGCUGCACUUGACAUCACUGAUGGAUCCCCCUAUGGCAGGCUGUGGGAUGGGUCCAGCACACGGCCACAGUCUCGUAUUACCCACCUAACCCGGAUCAAUGUGGACAACUUUGUCUUCCACAAGGUCUUAGGAAAAGGCAGCUUUGGCAAGGUUCUCCUGGCAGAGCUGAAGGGCCGUGGAGAGUAUUUUGCUGUAAAGGCUCUGAAGAAAGACGUAGUGCUGAUGGAUGACGAUGUGGAGUGCACUAUGGUAGAGAAGAGAGUCUUGGCUUUGGCCUGGGAGAACCCCUUCCUGACACACCUUUACUCCACCUUCCAGACCAAGGAGCAUCUGUUCUUUGUGAUGGAGUAUCUGAAUGGAGGUGACCUGAUGUUUCAUAUUCAGGAGAAGGGCCGCUUUGACCUCUUCAGAGCUAUGUUCUACUCAGCUGAGAUCAUUUGCGGACUUCAGUUCUUACAUUCCAAAGGGAUCAUCUACAGAGAUCUUAAGUUGGAUAAUGUGAUGCUGGAUCAUGAGGGGCACAUCAAGAUCGCUGACUUUGGCAUGUGUAAGGAGAACGUGUUUGGAGAGAAUCGCGCCACAACUUUCUGUGGCACUCCUGACUACAUCGCUCCAGAGAUCCUGCUGGGGCAGAAGUACUCAUUCUCUGUGGACUGGUGGUCAUUUGGGGUGUUGCUGUAUGAGAUGCUGAUCGGUCAGUCGCCCUUUCAUGGAGAUGAUGAGGACGAGUUGUUUGAGUCCAUCCGCAUGGACACUCCCCACUAUCCUCGCUGGAUCAACAAGGAAGCCAAAGACUUGCUGGAGAAGUUGUUUGAAAGAGACCCCAGUCGCAGGCUAGGGAUUGUGGGUAAUAUCCGGUUGCACUCCUUCUUCAAGACCAUUAACUGGCAAGCUUUGGAGAUGAGAGAGAUCGAACCCCCGUUCAAACCUAAAGUGAAAGCACCGAACGACUGCAGCAACUUUGAUCGGGAGUUCCUCAGUGAGAAGCCUCGUCUGUCCCACAGCGAUAAGAACUUCAUAGACUCCAUGGACCAGUCGGCAUUCGCUGGUUUUUCGUUCAUAAACCCCAAGAUGGAGCACCUUUUAGAAAAGUGAUUAUUGUCUGACUCUGGUUACCUCCCUACUGUUCAUUGGAAAAUUCACUUAACUUAAUCCAUGUGAGUGAGCUGUUCCAUAAUCAGUAUUGAUGAAACCUUAUUUUAAGCACAAACUUAUCUCUGUGGGUACGUAUAAAAUGACAAAACGGGCCCUUUACUGUAUAUAUUGGUGUUGUGUUCAAGUGCAUGCUUAUUAUUAGUCUGAGUUGUGAAGGCCUCUCUGAGAAAUAAUAUAAGGACGGGGGGUUAAAAAUCCUCACAUUCCACUUGACAUCAUUGGUAACAUCUGCAGCCAUUCUGUGUCCCUUUUACAUUCAAAUUUAACCCAAAUGGGGAAAAUCAAACGAAGAGGGGGGUGGAGAAUCUGUAUAAUUAAACUGUACUGUGUACUUUUGAUGUAGAUUGUUUGUGUGAAUGAGGUGACUGCAUGUAUAAAAAUCUCAGAUCAUGACAGACUACCUGUCCUUAAAACUUACCUUAAUUAUGAAUGUUGUCUGUUUUUGAACUGUCUGAUUUUUUUUGCUUUUUGACUUGAUGAAUCAGAAGAGAAGGAUAGGAAAAAAGAGAACUUCUGGUUUUUGUGGUUGACUGAACAGUGCCAUGUAAAGAUCAAACUUACAGCUACAGAUGUUCUCAGCUGUACUGAAAGGAUGGGGUGGACUUGGUGCAGUCAUGGAUGCAAAAACUGUGGGUGGAAAGUCGCAAAUGCUGUAUGUAGAUAAUAUAUGUAUAUUGUUGUAACAUGUAUAUUGGUUCACUGAGGAUGUAAUUUUUUUUACUGUCUCCAUAUUUUACAUCUGAUUAAAAAAGCAUCAGCUCCCCUGUA
Messenger RNA from Mugil cephalus (flathead mullet), 3232 nucleotides. It is a transcript of the gene prkcda, whose product is annotated as protein kinase C, delta a. Gene Ontology annotation, biological process: protein phosphorylation. Gene Ontology annotation, molecular function: diacylglycerol-dependent serine/threonine kinase activity; ATP binding. NCBI's taxonomy places the organism in Eukaryota, Metazoa, Chordata, Actinopteri, Mugiliformes, Mugilidae. The coding region runs from base 350 to 2404 and encodes 684 amino acids. The record is from RefSeq and is a predicted model, not a curated record. The transcript is spliced from 18 exons.